Molecule: messenger RNA, 742 nt
Organism: Cylindrotheca closterium
Lineage: Eukaryota; Bacillariophyta; Bacillariophyceae; Bacillariales; Bacillariaceae
Source: the annotation of a GenBank genome assembly
GGCGCACAAUCCACUUCCGACAAUUCAAGAGGAGCCUCAACCAUUGGACAGUGUAGAGGAGUAUGAACGAGGUAUUGAAGAAGUGCAUGGACCCCCGGCUUCAAAACGACUUCGUACCGAUCCUACGUCCGACGAAGUUCUACUGCGUACUGAUCAAGAGGAGCUUCAGCCGCUCUCUGCCCUGGACCCACCAAGAGCUCCUUCCAUUUCGACUACUGAAGUUGAGCUACCCACCGAACUGUACCCCCAAGAUCAAGAAAUGUUAGUGGCCAAUUCUACAGCUACUGUCAAUGCUACGCCUGAAGGUCCGCGGUUACCACCAAAUGGACCUGUCCUGGUGACACAAGAGGAGCCUACAAAUUCCUUCAUGACGGAGCAAGGUGAAUCUGCCUCGAUUUCUCCUGAUGGAGAUGAAGACUCAGUUCAAUCCGCCAAUGAAGACCUCGAUGAUCACCAAGUCUCGCCGGAGUCGCUCGAUGUUCAUCUCCGGAAUAUCGCUGGAUUGACGGAAGAUGAAGAUCUAUUUGAUUCUAUUUGUGGUCAUGAGUUUCGUGAUGGUGUACUCUUCCUGCAGAUCUUAUGGAAGACUGAUGAAACGUCGUGGGAGAGUGGGAGAAAUAUCGUGCUUGCCGCGAAGAUUUUCCUUACGAUGUCGCCAAGUACAUUUGCUCCAACAAGAUUGGAUCCGCCUCUGGUAACCAUUCAAAUGGACCACAUCAACGAUGGGCACGUACUUUCUUGA